AUGGAACCCGACGCCAGCAUCGAAACCAGCAGUAUGAUUCGAGUGGCGGUCCUUCCGAUCGCCGCCAUAUCCCCAACUCUCUUCCAGGACUAUGCUGCCAUGCUCCUCCGCCACCACACCGUCUCCCUAAACUCCAUCAGCUCCUUCUACACGGAGCACCAGAAAUCCCCAUUUGCAAACCAGCCGUGGGAUUCCGGAAGCCUCUGCUUCAAGUUCAUGCUCGGCGGUGCGCCACCCUCUCCCUGGGAGGAUUUCCAGUCCAACCGCAAGAUCCUUGCUGUCAUUGGCCUUUGCCACUGUCCUUCCUCUCCCGAUCUUCUCUCUGUUGCCAAUCAGUUCGCUGCAGCAUGUAAGAGCUAUUCAUCCUCACUUGUUCAGCGAUGCUUCGCCUUCUGUCCUGGAGACUCGCAGCUAGAAGAAGAGAGUUAUAAGGGGAGUAACAUAGUACUGUUUCCCCCUGCUGAUCGACAAACUCAGGAAUUCCAUUUGCAAACAAUGGUGCAAGAUAUUGCUGCUUCACUGUUGAUGGAAUUUGAGAAAUGGGUUCUCCAGGCAGAAUCUGGUGGGACUAUCCUGAAGACACCUCUAGAUUCUCAAGCGAGUCUGAGCUCAGAGGAGGUGAUUAAAGCAAAAAAGCGGAGGCUUGGCCGUGCACAAAAAACCAUUGGAGAUUACUGCUUGUUGGCUGGAUCACCUGUUGAUGCAAAUGCUCAUUAUUCUACAGCAUUGGAACUUACCAGAUUGACUGCCGAUUUUUUCUGGUAUGCCGGUGCGAUGGAAGGAAGUAUUUGUGCGUUCCUGAUGGAUCGUAUGGGCCUGAAGGAUCCACUUUUGGAGGAUGAGGUUAAAUAUCGGUACAACAGUGUCAUUUUGCACUACAGAAAAUCAUUUAUACAAGAUAAUGCUCAAAGGGUUUCUCCCUUAAGCUUUGAACUUGAGGCAACAUUAAAGUUGGCAAGAUUCCUUUGCAGGCGAGAGCUAGCUAAGGAGGUGGUGGAGUUGCUUACAGCUGCUGCUGAUGGAGCAACAUCUUUGAUCGAUGCCAGUGACAAGCUAAUAGUAUAUGUUGAAAUAGCAAGGCUUUUUGGUGCACUUGAUUAUCAUCGAAAAGCUGCAUUUUUCUCACGGCAAGUGGCUCAGUUGUACUUGCAACAGGACAAUAAGCUUGCUGCUAUCAGUGCAAUGCAAGUCUUGGCCAUGACAACAAAAGCUUAUCGUGUCCAAAGUCGAGCGUCUAGUCAACCUUGUAAUGACAAUGGACAAACUUACGCUGAUGGAGGAAAAAUGCACCACCAGUCAAUAGUCUCCUUGUUUGAGUCACAGUGGAGCACCCUGCAGAUGGUUGUGCUGAGAGAAGUUCUUCUGUCUGCAGUUCGUGCGGGGGAUCCUCUUGCUGCUUGGAGUGCUGCUGCACGUUUACUUAGGUCUUAUUAUCCUUUAAUCACUCCAGCUGGGCAGAAUGGUCUUGCCAAUGCACUUGCAAACGCAGCUGUGAGGCUUCCAUUGGGAACUCGUUGUGGUGACCCAGCUCUACCCUUCAUCAGGUUGCAUUCAUUUCCUUUACACUCAUCACAAAUGGACAUUGUUAAACGCAAUCUAGCUAGAGAAGAUUGGUGGUUAGGGUCUGCUCCUUCAGGGCCGUUCAUAUAUACACCAUUUAGCAAAGGAGAGCCAAAUCGUGGAGAUAAGCAGGAACUAACCUGGGUGGUUGGUGAGCCUGUCCAAGUGCUGGUGGAAUUAGCAAAUCCUUGUUGCUUCCAAGUGAUGGUCGAUAGCAUUUAUCUGUCUGUGAGUUCCCAAAAUCUUGAUGCCUUCCCUGUAAGUGUUAGUCUCCCGCCCAAUUCCUCAAAAGUGAUCACGUUAUCUGGGAUCCCAACCAAGGAGGGUCCAGUUUCAAUCCCUGGAUGCAUUGUUCACUGUUUUGGCGUGAUCACUGAACAUUUUUUCAAGGAAGUUGACAAUUUGCUUAUUGGGGCAACCCAAGGACUUGUGCUUUCUGACCCUUUCAGGAGCUGUGGGGCAGCGAAAUUAAGAAGUGCAAAUGUACCGAAUAUAUCAGUGGUACCACCCCUCCCGUUGUUGGUAUCUCAUGUUGUAGGCGGUGAUUGCUCCAUCAUGUUAUAUGAAGGUGAAAUCCGCAAUGUACGGAUUAGUUUAGCCAAUGCAGGCACGGUUCCAGUUGAACAGGCGCACAUCUCAUUCUCUGGAAAAAACCAAGACUCAAUAGUAUCAGUUGCUUUUGAAACUCUAAAGUCGGCCCUUCCUUUAAAACCUGGUGCAGAAGUGACGAUAUGUGUGACUCUGAAAGCCUGGCAGCUUGGCAUUACAGAUUCUGAUGCUGCUGCUGCCAGCAAGGGUGUCUCUGGGAAACAACUUAAAGAUGGGAGCACCCCAAUGUUAGUGAUUCACUACGCAGGCCCAGUGAUAAAUUCCGAAGAGCCGCAACCAGGAUUUAUUCCACCUCCCGGGAGACGUCUGGUUGUUCCGUUAAACAUCUAUGUUCUGCAGGGCUUGUCCUUCGUAAAAGCUCGUUUACUAUCAAUGGAAAUUCCAGCUCAUGUUGGUGAAUUUUACACCAAGCUCGUGCAAUCCAAAAGUGAUCCUACCGAGCAGACCAAUGGUUCUGAAAGACAAACUGAUGGUUUGAUGAAAAUCAAUCCUUACAGGGGAAGCUGGGGGCUGCGAUUACUUGAAUUGGAGCUGUCUAACCCAACAGAUGUUGUCUUUGAGACUAGGGUUUCUCUUGACAUGGAGAAACUCAAUAACAAGGAUGGCUCGCCCCGUUCUACCUCUGCCGAAUUUGGUGAUCCCAAAACAAGGAUUGACAAGGAAUGUACUGCUAGAGUGCUAAUACCACUAGAACAUUUUAAAUUACCUGUUCUUGAUGGCUCCUUUCUUGUCAGGAGUUGUUCUCAAGGUAAUGGGACAUUCAGUGGUAGAAGUUGUAGUUUCUCCGAAAAGGAUAUUAAGGCUGAGCUCAAUGCAUCCACUAAAGAUUUGAUCUCUAGAAUUAAAGUGAGGUGGCAAUCUGGACGUAACAGUUCGGGAGAAUUGGACAUUAAGGAUGCAAUACAGGAUGCUCUCCAGGCAUCAGUUAUGGAUGUGCUGCUUCCAGAUCCCCUCACGUUUGGAUUUAAACUUGCUAAAAGUAGCUCAGAGACACUCGUCAAAGCCCAUGACAUGACUAUGAUGGAAGUGCUGGUACGCAACAAUACAAAAGAACCUAUAAAAAUUGUCCUUAGCAUCACAUGCAAAGAUGUAGCUGGUCAGAACUGUGUCGAGGGUGGCAAGGCAACUGUUUUAUGGGAAGGUGUUUUGAGUGGUAUAGCCAUGGAGGUUCCUCCACUUGAAGAAAUGAGGCAUGUUUUCUCUCUGUAUUUUCUGAUCCCAGGCGAGUACAGUAUGUUGGCUGCUGCUGUGAUUGAUGAGGCUAAUGAAGUUCUUAGAGCUAGAGCAAGAAGUCAAUCAUCUGACGAGCCAAUCUUUUGUCGUGGACCGCCGUUUCAUGUGCGAGUGAAUGGGACUGCAUGA
Striga hermonthica is the source of this 3531-nucleotide messenger RNA. The record is from the annotation of a GenBank genome assembly. Lineage: Eukaryota; Viridiplantae; Streptophyta; Magnoliopsida; Lamiales; Orobanchaceae.